CAUGUUCGACAGCGAGGAAGGUGCAUUCUAUCACUUUCGGGCCUCACUUUUGUCGUCUGUUUGUUAGCGCCUCACAGGAAAAAAAAUGAAUAACAUUGUCCGUAUCCAGCCAAUGCAGUAUAUUCACCUCUUAGAUCUGAACACCAAUGUGACUGUAUUAGAGGUUGGACCUAAGAGUUUAAUUCUUCAAGACAAUCAUAAGUUAGUGGAAGGUCCUCUGCCAUUUGUCGUCAUUCCACCUGGCCACUACUGUGUCAUAGAGAACCCUGUCAAACAACCUUGUGAACCAGGAAAGCAGUGUCACCUGAAUCAUGGCCACAGAGAAAUGAGGUUUUUUAAGGAGCCAUUUCCUCUGUACCCGGGAGAAACCAUUGAAGGGGCAAGAAAAAUAGAAGGAUAUAAAUCUGGAAUCAAGGCUCUUCCAGUGCUUGGACCAAAUGAAGGUCUUCAGUUAAUGGCUAUUAUGGAUCAUAUGGACGGUGAUGAGGAACGUAAAAGUGGAGACCUAUGGCAGCUAGAAGGGCCUCUUACCUACAAACCAACACCAUAUGCUGAAAUAGCACGGAGGGUGAAGCCACGUAUUAUAAAAUAUGGACAAGCACUACGACUCAAGGCAAAGGAGGACUUAAUUGACAAGACAGGAAAGUUGAUGGGGCCACAGUCUUAUCUACUGAGGGAUUAUGAGGAACUGUGGGAAAAGGAGCUGACUGAUGAUGUGGAAAAUAUUCUCAAGAAUGGUGGAGGAAUUGGCAGUGGAGACAUACGAAAAAUGGCAUACUUUGAGUCAUCAAUUGAUCCUUCAGUCACAAGAGAGCGGGGCCGAGACAAGACAAGAGUGAUUGUGUACCGUUGCCCAGGAAACACUGCUGUGCAGGUUUAUGAUUACUUAAGGAAGACUGCCAGGGUGAUCUUUGGACCAGAUCUUGUUGUGCUUGGACCGCAUGAGAACUUCAAUGUGCUCAGUUUGAGUGCUGGGAAACCAAAAAAACCACAUGCUUUGAAAACAAUAUGUCUGAUGCUUGGGCCAGAUUUCAUCACGGAUAUUAUCGAGGUGGAAACAUCUGACCACGCCCGGUUGAAGAUCAAGAUUGCAAUGAACAACGUUUUUGAGGUUGAAAGAGGAAAUCAUGAAUCAGAGCAAGCCAUCUUCUCUGUUCCAGAUUACACUGGAAAUGCCUGCAAGAGUGUUGCCAGCCGGAUACGUGGUAAAGUAGCACAAGUUCCUUUUGAUGAGUUCCAUCGUUACUCCACGUCCAUUAUAAAGAAGGCUGUGUUUGGCGUGGACAAGGAUGGGAACGUUAAGCAACGGCUUAGAUUUGAUGCAAACCAAUUGGUGGUAACUAACGUGGAUAUUCAGAGUAUUGAACCUGUGGACCUACACAUGAGUGAAAGUCUGAGUAAAUCUGUCCAAAUGGCAAUUGAGAUUUCCACCAAGUCCAUUGAGCGAGCGGCAGAACACGAAGCAAAGAGAACAGAGCAAAUGGCCAAAGGAAUGUUAGAAAGACAGAAACUCACGAACGAGAAGGAAGCAGAGAAUGCGCGAGUGAAGUUAUUUGAACUCAGAGCUGUGACAGCUGCGGUGGAGUCCUCUGGACAAACAAAAGCAGAAGCACAGGCCCAAGCUGAACGGUUGCUGAUCGAAGGCGAAAGUGCAAUAGAAGUUGCAAAGUUGAAAGCGGAAGCUGAGCAGGUUCAACUUAUUGCUGAGUUAGAAUCAAAAAGACUGGAAAAAGAAGGCGAACUUGAACAUCAGAAAAAACUCAAUGAACUGGAGCUACAGAAGGCCAAGGAAUUAGCAGAAAUCGAGUCAAAUAAGUUCGCUUCCAUGGUAAAAGCCGUGAGUUCUGACGCAAUCAAGAAGAUUGCACGCUCUGGUCCCGAGUCGCAGGCCGGACUUCUCAAGGCACUGGGAAUACACAAUGUACUUAUCACUGACGGCUUUACACCUCUAAACUUGUACCAGUCCUCUAGCGGCUUUGCUCAGCCAGGAAUGAUGAGCUAGAGACUGGAAUGGAAUAUAUUCCGCUAAAUGUAGAACAACUAGUAAAAUUUGUAAAUCUCGGUGUUCUUGCACGUGCUGGUAGAAAAAUUUCUUAAUUGUAAUAAUUAAGUUUGAAAUUUAGGUAGUAGUAUAUUUUUGAAGCACCACACAAAUUGAAUCUAAUUUCAAAAGGGACUGACGGAAUAAAGGGCGCGUAGAAUAGACGCUGAGAAGAAAUAAUAUCGAUUUGCGCGUUUCCGCUUUAGUCCCUCCCUCCGUGUGAGAAAUAAUAAAUAAAUAAAAAUCAAAUCUAUUUAAAUGAUGUUGCAGACACAAGGCUGAGUGAGCUUUUAAAGUAAUUGUCCUCUCAUGUAAACUCUUCACGUAUGACAUACCUGUAACAGUAUCAGAAAAUAAACCAAUCACGAAUAAUUGUCUCCCGUGUGAACGCGAUUUUUCGUUGCACAUGCCGAUCACGUGUCUCUCACAUGCAUCGGCCGAAAUUUAUGUUAAGGCCUAAAGGCCACUUGUAUUCAUUAGUUUGGAAGAAGAGAAAGACCUGUUUAUCUAUCUAGCCAAAAACGAAAUAAACAAUGGCUGGAUUGAUUCUAUAUUGCUUCCACAAUAUGUCCGUAAAGUUGUUACUUAAAAUUGAAAUUGUGUCCAUUUGUAUAUGUAUGAAUAUUAAAACGCCUCUGUACGUAGGUAA
This is a messenger RNA of Orbicella faveolata, 2690 nucleotides long. RefSeq names its product major vault protein alpha-like. Gene Ontology annotation, cellular component: nucleus; cytoplasm. Lineage: Eukaryota; Metazoa; Cnidaria; Anthozoa; Scleractinia; Merulinidae. The record is from RefSeq and is a predicted model, not a curated record.